This is a messenger RNA of Aspergillus viridinutans, 1107 nucleotides long. RefSeq lists its product as uncharacterized. The transcript is spliced from 2 exons. The coding region runs from base 1 to 1107 and encodes 368 amino acids. The record is from RefSeq and is a predicted model, not a curated record. NCBI's taxonomy places the organism in Eukaryota, Fungi, Ascomycota, Eurotiomycetes, Eurotiales, Aspergillaceae.
AUGGACAAUGACCCUUACACACUCGACCCAAACGGCGAUGUGAUGCUCCUGUUCCCCAGUGUCAAUAAAGCCUCUCCUAGUCAGAGCAUGGAAACCAGCAGCCAGAGCUUUCCUUUCGCGACUCCGGCUACGCCCCUUGUAAUCGACACGUCUGCCCCUGCAGCAGACGCCAACGCUGCUUAUACCAGUUCUGACCCAGGAACUCUCUCACGCCAACCGCCAACCUCUGAUGUUAGUGACACGAACGAAGCACAUAUGGAGAGUGGUCUCGUCGGCAUGCGCGUCUCGUCAAGACAUUUGUCCCUCGCCUCUCCCGUCUUCAACCGCAUGUUCAACGGCAACUGGUUCGAAGGGCACGAGAUCCGCUCUGAAGGUAUUGCAGUUGUCAUCAUGGACAUUUGGGACGUCGACACCACGCUCAUCAUCAUGAACAUCAUGCAUGGCUACGCGCCCAAGGCACCUCGCAAGGUUGAUCUGGAAACACUAGCUAAAAUCGCGAUGAUUGUUGAUUAUUACCAAUGUCCUGGGGUUGUGGAGGUCUUUGCGGAUAUCUGGAUCGAUCAGUUGAAGAGUGACAUGCCGAAGUCUUUUGGAAAGCCUGUUCUUCAAUGGAUAUGCAUAGCAUGGGUGUUUCGCAAGCAGACCGAGUUCUCCGCAGCUACGCGGGUCGCCCUCGUCGAGAGUCCAUCAGUGGUACAAACAUACGGACUCCCUAUUCCUAACAGACUGAUUGAAACAAUCAACGAGUCUCGACAGCAGAGCAUCAGGGAGGCUCUAGCCGCCAUCGAUCGAGUAAUCGAUGACCUGAGCUCUUCCACACACAGAUGCUCUUUCGAAUGCAGUUCAAUACUUCUUGGUGCUCUGAUGAAAUUCUUGCGACUCUCCAAUCUCAUCUUUCCUGAUCCAAUGCCCCCUUACGAGAACCUGAGCGUUGGGUCCCUGACCAGAAGCAUGGUCCUCUUUGCUCGAUCUCCGCUCUGGGAGGCCAGAUUGUCGACAAAGGGACGCGCCGAAUGGCACAGCUGCAGACUAGGAACACUCCUGGAUCCUAUUCGCCAGGGUCUGGAAAGCAAGAUGAAUGGAUUGAAGCUGGAAGACUUUGAAUGA